UCAUCCUCCUUAUUGCCUGAGAGGAUGCUGUGCAAUAGCACAGCUAAAUCCCUGCUCUCUGUGAGUGUCUAUCACAUUAUAGCAUUCACCAGUACAGUGCAAAUGGCAAACACCUCUUCUAUGUAACUGGGGGCAGCAUGUGUUAGUUGGAACUCUGAGGAUUAGAGAAAAGUCAUCUGAAAGAUAGGACUUGGUGAUGUCUCUGGCAUAUCCGGAUUCCCCUUGUGAUGCCAUUCCAUAUACAGCCUUCAGGUGCAGGUGCACACACAACCUGACUAGUGAUGUCACUUCCUUCCUGGUUCAGGUGGAAUGAGCCACAUUUGCGGCUUUCCCAAAGAAAUCCAACUGACAUGGUAGUGGAGACGCUUAUGAUGGAGCUUGGCUGGCAGAUGAGACAAGCAGAGAAGCAGCAGCGUGAAAAAGAAAACGAGUAUCGCAAAAUUAAAACAGGAGUGGACUACAGCUGGCUGGUUAGCUAUCCAAAGCACAACUAUGAUAUCAGCCCAGGAGAGCGGUUACAGCUAGAGGACACAUGCAGCAAGGUUCACCCAUCUUAUUGCGGACCUGUCAUCCUCAGGUUCAGGCAACUAGUUGCUGAAUAUGACCCAGAAGUCCAUGAGGUACCACGGAUCUUUCGGACAGUACUACAGGAAGCCGCUGAGAAGAUGAAAGAAGAGGAGGAGGCAAAGAAACUUGCAAAGCAGUGGAACACAAAGAGAACUAUGAGUUUAUCACUGACAACCUUCAAAUCUCGAGCCCGGAUCUAUCCUUUCAUGAGUGGCAUUAAGACUAUAUCUGAGGAUGUUGAACGAGAAGCUGAACCCACUCGUAGAGUAUGGAGCAUGCCAGAAUUUCGUACAACCAAAGAUGACUAACUUGAGCCCAAUGGCUAGGAAUAAUGGAAGAAUUUCAAGAAACCAAAUUCUGUUUUUUUGUACUUAAAAGGAAAUACAUUUUUUUAAAGGAUACAUUUUAAGAUAUGUUUGUUUUGUCUCACAUUUGAGUGCUAUUACCCUAUAUUCUGCUCCUUCUUGAAUUAAAAAAAAGCAGUGACGGUAUUUUAGCGGUUUAUGAAAACUGCUUCUUGUUAAGUAAUUAGCUGUUAGUCCCACACUGCUCAUCAAAAAUAAGACAGAUAAGAUAUAUUAACCUUGGAAUAGAUUUAGCCAUUUCCCAGACUUUUUUCCCUUAUAUUUCAUGUAACUAUUUUUGCUUUUCCAGCCAAAUUUUGUUACCUGUUAUUUCAUACAUUUGUAAAACAGGUUAGAAAAAAUAAUAGAUGAUAUUAAAGAGAUAUAAAAAAAA
Messenger RNA from Bombina bombina (fire-bellied toad), 1305 nucleotides. RefSeq names its product RD3 regulator of GUCY2D (gene RD3). The record is from RefSeq and is a predicted model, not a curated record. Lineage: Eukaryota; Metazoa; Chordata; Amphibia; Anura; Bombinatoridae. The transcript has 4 exons. Bases 282 to 875 code for a protein of 197 amino acids.